AUGUCGGACCCUUCAGCAAUGCGAAUCUCUUUUUAUGUUCAGGACUGCUUUGCAAUCGGGCCGAAGGAACACGAAGCCAGCAGCCUGGCAUGCAGAUUUCCGGGGCAGCUGUCUGAAGCCUCUGGCUACAAUGUCAGCUUCAUAUUCCCUACUCGCACAAAAGCUCCGAGAGGGCGGGGCUUCAGAUUCACGGGCACGAUCUCCAAGGAUGCGUCCUCCCCGGAUCUGUCGUUGUCAUCAGAGCAGCAGGCGUCUACUUCCAUCCACUCGUUUUCUUCAGAGGUCCGCGGCUGUUUCUGCACCGGCUUCUCUGUGGGCAACACGUCGAAUCUGCGAAGAAGCCGCCAAAGCGCCACCCCCAGAAACAUGGAGCCCAGAGCAGUCUGCGCCAACGACAUUGCUUUGGGGUUUAUGUGA
Molecule: messenger RNA, 417 nt
Organism: Effrenium voratum
Lineage: Eukaryota; Dinophyceae; Suessiales; Symbiodiniaceae
Source: the annotation of a GenBank genome assembly